This is a messenger RNA of Passer domesticus (house sparrow), 1025 nucleotides long. Its product is annotated as serine/arginine repetitive matrix protein 2-like. Gene Ontology annotation, molecular function: mRNA binding. NCBI's taxonomy places the organism in Eukaryota, Metazoa, Chordata, Aves, Passeriformes, Passeridae. The record is from RefSeq and is a predicted model, not a curated record.
CCGUUCCCAGCCGGGAUGUACAAUGGGAUCGGGCUGCCGACGCCGCGGGGCAGCGGCACCAACGGCUACGUCCAGCGCAACCUCUCGGCCCUGCGGCCAAGAAAGGGGGGGCGGGCGGGGACCCCCCCCCCCGGCGAGGAGGAGCUGAGGCGCCUGGAGGCCGCCCUGGCCAAGAAGCCCAACGCCGACAUCCUCGACCACCAGCGCAAGAGGAGGGUGGAGCUGAAAUGCCUGGAGCUGGCCGAGCUCAUGGAGGAACAGGGCUACUCGGCCGAGGAGAUCGAGGCCAAGGUGGCCACGUUCCGCACCAUGCUGCUGGAGAAGGACGAGGGGCCCGGCGAGCCCGAGCAGAAACCCACGGGCACGGAGACGCACCAGCUGGCCGAGGCUAACGAGCGCAAGAACGAGCGGCUGCGCGCCGCCUUCGGCAUCAGCGACUCCUACGUGGACGGCAGCGCCUUCGACCCCGCCCGCAGGGCCAGGGAGGGGCCCCCCGAGCCCCCCGAGCCCCCCAGCGCUGCCCCCGAGGAGUCGAGCUCGCGCUCGCCGUCCCCCAAGCAGAAGAAGAAGAAGAAGAAGAAGGAUCGGGGCAGGUCCGCCAGCCGCUCCGGGGAGAGGAAGAAGAGCAAGAAGAAGAAGCACAGGUCUGAAUCCGAGGCCAAGAAGCGAAAGCACCGCUCGCCCAGCCCCAAGGCCAAGCACAAGGCCAAGGAGAAGAAGCGCAAGCGCUCCACCAGCCAAUCGCAGAAGCCGGAGCGCUCUUCCUCCCCGGCCGGCUCCUCCUCCUCCUCGGGCUCCUCCCGCAGCAGGAGCCGCAGCCGGAGCCGCUCGCGCCGCCGUCCCCGGCGCCGUCCCCCGGCGUCGCCGCCGCGGAGCCGCCGCCCGUGAGCCCCGCCCCCAGCCCCGCCCCCUCCCCGCCCCCUCCCCCGAAACGCUCCGCCCCUCCCCCUCCAUCCUCAUCCUCCUCGCGCCGCUCCCGAUCCCGCUCCCGCUCCCGCUCGCGCUCGCGGCGCCGCGCCCCCCGC